AUGGCGGCUACAGAUCCUUCGAAUGGCGGUCUCUCGCCUGAGGAUAUCCGAGAUGAACGCCUCAUUUCAGCGCUGUGUAGGAACGCACGAUUGCAAAAUGAGGAGAUUCACAAGAAGCGCCAGCGACUGCGCGCUGAGAUUCGAAAGCUCGAGGAGCAAUCCUACGCCAUCGAGGGCCGAUACUGGCAAGAGUACCAGCAACGCCUUGCCGAGAUCGCUGACUCCAACCCAAAGUGGUCUACCCGCAAGUGGAUCAGUGCAUUUGGCGCCAACGAGAAGAAGCUCUCAGAGGCAGUACAGAAACGCCAGGAUAAGCUUCGAGAGGAGGCGCGGGUCAAGCAGCAGGAGUUGGAAACGGUCGAUGGCGAGUUUUGGGGCGCGUGGGGCAAGCACGUGGACAUCAUUAAGGACCUUGUGCCGCUGCCUUCGUCUUCCGGCUUGACGCCGUCUGCGAUGGUGUCUAUUACUCCGCAUCAAUCUACCGAUGGCCCAGCGAACGGGGCUUUGCCUGUAUCUCACAGCAGCAGUCGCGAUCAGCGUGAUUCAAGCACGCAUUCGACCAGUGGCAAGAAGUCAGGUAUCAACAGCAACGGACGUCCAGCAAUUCUAUCUCUACCCAAGCUCUCCAUUGUCACAUCAAAGGCCACGAAGUCCCAAGCUCAACACUUUGUUCAAGACUUGGAAGGACUCGCAGGCGCUGCUCUGCAAGCAGCCGAAGGCGCAAGCCCCCUCGCUGCACCAGCCGACUUUGCUCGUGGAUCACCAUCUGAUCCAAACAAUCAUGCCGGUGUCAAGAAGCAGCGACACCCGCUACCCAGCCCCGCGACGGCAGUGGCUCCAGCCGAGCAAGAAGACGGUCUCAAAUCUCGCUUCAAGGCUCUGACGCCCCGUUCUCUCACUCCAAAGAGUACCAAACCUGGUGUAGAGAGCCAACGCGAGCCUUCACCAGAAUGCACCAAUAACGAUUCUGGUUCAGAAUUCUGGAGCGUUGUUGGCUGCGCAAAGUCUUCAUCUGUAGCCGAAGAGACAGCAUCGAAUGCCCAGUCCGUGCAGGCAUCACCUGCCGCCGAACCACCCGUCCCAUCACCACCCCUCCUCUUAGACCUCACCACCCAGCUAGACCAGAACGACACGUUCGCUGGGGUCACAGACCCAAUCCCAGGCGAGCUCUACCAAGCCUUCUACAAAGACGCCCACUAUGAGGGGUGGUGGAUGUGCACACCUUUGCCCUGGGACUCCUGGGAGCGCCAGAUCGGCAUCAAGUUCAGCUUCCAGCAGGCCAACCUGUUCAAAGACCUGCCGGACUGCUACACAACGGACCGCGUGCGUGCCAAGGCAAAGGGCCGUAGGAUGAAGCCCGUCAUCAAGGGAUGGAAGAAGGGCUUUGAAGUCGGCGGCCCCAAGGCCAAGGAGCGCGUCUUCCCCGUGCUGUUCUUCGACGACACGCCUGGCGAGCCGGGAAACUUCACGUUUCCGCCGCCUGAGAAGGCGUUCACUUUCUCAAAGCAGGCCCUUAAGGCCUUGCCUGCUGAGUGGGUUGCUGCGGCGAACCUGAGGCUGCCUGGUGUUGAUGUUGGCCGUCCGGCUAAGGGCUGUGAGACGGCGGCGCGGUUCAGGGAGAGAGUUCAGGCUUUGAGGGAGGCCCAGGCUAAGAAGAAGUUGGCCACGCCUACGACAUCCAGCCGUGCCCUGUCGUCUUCUGUGGCUGCCAGUUCUCCCCUGGCGGCGAGCAGCAAAGAGGAUGUGGACAUGGCUGAUGCGGAAUCGCUGUCGGGAGCUACUGCCGUCGACGACACACCGCGUCAGCUACCUACUCCGUUUGAGGACAUGACGGAUCGACCCGCGAAGAGAUCGCCGAAGGGGUUUGGAAGGGGAUGGCGGGGUGACAUCCAUCGCUAG
This is a messenger RNA of Diaporthe amygdali, 1899 nucleotides long. RefSeq lists its product as uncharacterized. The record is from RefSeq and is a predicted model, not a curated record. Lineage: Eukaryota; Fungi; Ascomycota; Sordariomycetes; Diaporthales; Diaporthaceae. Bases 1 to 1899 code for a protein of 632 amino acids. The transcript has a single exon.